AAGGGGGGUGGCACCGGGGUCUCGCAGCCGGGCUGUGGGGCGGCUUGUUGCCAGAUAAGGCGAGCCCUUAUCUGCUGUUAUCUCUUCUGCCUGAAGAGCAGAGCCCGAGGCCUUUGCUGGGUCCCGGCGGUCAGAGUUUUGGGACAAGCUGCGUUCCCUGCCUUGUGGUGUUUCUGUUCUGGAGCUGUCUCCGGCUGUUUCUUCUCUUUGCUUUUGGGAUGUCUCCUUGACGAGCUGGUGUGCUUCGUGCUGGGCACAGGUACACACACACAUCUUGCAGGACAGCUCCUGGCCCUGCAGAGCUGCUCCCCAGCCUCGCCCAGCCCUUCUGGGACACCCCUCAGGGCAGCGGUGUCUGCCUGCCCCAGCAUUGCCCCAGAGGAUGGUCUGGAUGAGAGAACGGCGGAGGAGGGGUCCCCGCGAGGCUGCGUGCCACCCUGCAGCGAGUACGGUCUGCAGCAGCUGCCAGCUCGGUGUCUCGUGGAGCUGCUCCUCGUGCCGCAUGCUGCCGGUGAGCGCUGGUGUCACUGCUCUGCGCAGCGCUGCCUGAGCCGGGCCCUGGCGAUGGGGGACUCCCCGACCAGGGGCACGGGCACGCACUGCCCGGACACGCAGCUGGAGCUGGCAGAGCGCGUCGCAGCCAUCGCUGUGGCCGUUAGCCCAGAUAGAAGUAACCAAAACGGUGAGGACAACGGCGAAGAAAACGACACGGUCUUCGCUGAAAACAUGAAAGACAUCCAGAGAAACGGAGUCAGCGCUGACGUGGGCGCGAAGGAGUUCCUGCCCUCCCAACGGCCAGACGAUGCUCACUGGAGGCAUGGUUCCAAGAGACCUCUGGCUAGACCUGUCCUCUCCAGCAGGAAGCUGUCUCUCCAGGAAAGAUCGUCGGGAGGUUAUUUGGCAUCGAGCAACUCCCCGGGUUUCGGUGCUUAUGCCACGGGGCCAUCACCGCGGAUAAUGAGGAGACCAACGAUCGAGUCCAACCGCGUCUCCAUCUCGGAUGCCUGAGGUAGGCACGACUGCGUGCAGUUAAACCAGUACAAGCUGCAGAGUGAAAUCGGCAAGGGUUCCUACGGUGUCGUAAAGCUGGCCUACAACGAGAACGAUGACAAGUACUACGCUAUGAAAGUCCUCUCCAAGAAGAAGCUCCUGAAGCAGUACGGAUUUCCACGUCGGCCUCCUCCUAGAGGGUCUAAAGCAUCCACUGGAGAGCAGCCAAAGCCGAUGGCACCGCUGGACAGAGUCUAUCAGGAAAUAGCCAUAUUAAAGAAACUGGACCACGUCAACAUCGUUAAGCUGAUAGAGGUCCUCGAUGAUCCUGCAGAGGACAACUUGUACAUGGUGUUUGACCUCCUAAGGAAAGGGCCUGUGAUGGAGGUGCCCAGCGAGCAGCCCUUCAGCGAGGACCAGGCCCGGCUCUACUUCCGAGACAUCGUCCUGGGCAUCGAGUACUUGCACUACCAGAAGAUCAUUCACCGGGACAUCAAGCCUUCCAACUUGCUCUUAGGAGACGAUGGGCACGUCAAAAUCGCGGAUUUUGGAGUCAGUAACCAGUUUGAAGGGAACGACGCCCAGCUCUCCAGCACAGCAGGGACACCAGCCUUCAUGGCACCAGAGGCCAUUUCUGACACUGGCAAAAGUUUCAGUGGAAAGGCACUUGAUGUAUGGGCCAUGGGGAUCACCCUGUACUGCUUUGUUUACGGGAAGUGCCCUUUUAUCGACGAAUAUAUUCUAGGUCUUCAUAACAGGAUCAAGAACAAGCCUGUGGAGUUUCCAGAAGAAGCACAGAUAAGCGAUGAGCUCAAGGAUCUGAUCCUACGCAUGCUGGAUAAAAAUCCAGAAACGAGGAUAACAGUCCCUGAAAUUAAGGUGCAUCCCUGGCUAACCAAGAGUGGGGAGGAGCCCCUGCCGCUGGAAGAAGAGCACUGUACCGUGGUGGAGGUGACGGAGGAGGAGGUGAAAAACUCAGUGAAGACCAUCCCGAGUUUGCCAGCUGUGAUCCUAGUGAAGGCCAUGCUACGAAAACGUUCCUUUGGAAAUCCGUUCGAGGUCCAGACCAGACGGGAGGAGAGGUCCAUGUCUGCUCCAGGGAACUUGCUAAUAAAACAAGGGAGCAGAGAAGGAGGCAGGGACCCGGAGCUGCCUGACGUGUGUGAAGAUGAAGCGACGUCCUGAAGCCACGUGGCGCCGCAGGCUGCUCGCUCCCGUGCUGCUGCUGUUGUGCCCAUCACGGUGUUGUCUAGCACGCAUCCGCCCUCAUCGCCAAGUCUGGGGCCUGCAAAGCAAAAAAACAAACCUGACCAACCAACCUAGCAAAGCCAACAGGAGGAAAAGAGCAGCAAUAAAGAAAAGAGUGGAUCCUGGGGUAGCUCAGCUGGCAGAGGGCUGGCUCGGCCUCGUGGGCAGCUGCGUUCCUCCCGCGAGGUGUCCGUGCGCUCCUCCAUGUGUGCCUUGCUCUCCACUUGUGCUUCACGUGUCAGCUUUGUAGAUGGGUGUCUUGACGAAUGAAUGUGGUUUUAUUUGUAACGCAACAAACCAAACGUUGUCUCUGGGGUUGUUUGCCCUGGAGAUCUUUUUCUUGCUUUUUUUGCAUUCUCUAUUUCAAAGAUCAGGAAAAAAAAAUGACAUCGAUGUCAGGUCUUACAUCAGAGGGCGACUGUUGUAGUUAAUGCACAGGUAAAGCACUUGUGUGUACCAGGACACGGUCCUGCUCCUGUUGGAGUUGGUGGCAGAAUAUCUGUUGACAGCAGUUGAACGAAGAUGAGAUCUUCCUUUUGGAGUUUGCACUGUCGAUCUCUCUGCCUUUCUUUUUUUUUCUUCCUUUCCUUUCUUUUUUCCUUCCCCUUUCAUCCCUGAAUUUUUGCACGGUGUAAAUCCUGACAACACUGAUCACUUUGUUCAGGGCAGCAUUGUAAAGGACGAGAACUUACCUGAUAUUCCCUGGAACGUGCAAGGAGCCUCUGGAUGCUGUAGAGAUCUGGAGCACCGGGAUGUGCUUUUACACAUAAAGGCUUCGUGUGCUGGGGACAUCUGCUGAUGAAAUGGCUCUUCCCAAAGAGCCACGAGGUCACUCCAUCAGCUGCAGCCAGGCCUGUGCGUGUGCGUGUACUGAAUGCUGAAAAGUGGCAGGUUUGGCGUUCAUGUCAUUUAGGGGUGAAUUCCUUUCUCACUCAUCUCCUAGCUCCUUUAAAAUUGCGUACCUGAUGCUUUUAAACUGAUUUCCUGAUAAACAGCCCACACUGGGAGAGCUCUCUAGGAUGGAAAACGUUGGUGGAGGGGUUUUAGAGUAAGGGAACCUACAGAACGCAAAUGAGAUCAAUUCAAAACUUGGUCUUGUUUCUUAAGGCUUUAGUUUUUAAUUUUAUUUUAGGACUGGUUGUUAUGCACGUGCUGAUGCUGCUGUUUUAUCCAUAGUUUGCUUCUAACCUUGGGAUUAGAAGCUUCAUCUCUACAUUUUGACAACAGGUGAGAGAUGGCACUCAAAGGGCAAAUGCAGUCACUGCAGUGGCUGCUGACUAUACAGACUGUGCAUAAUCAGGAAUUUCACUCUUGCACUCCAAGAGUAAAAGCCAGUGACAUCCAUCCAUCAAGAGACACGUCAAUAUUUUUCCUGGAGCUUUAGAGGGUCUGAACGUGCCCUGGAAAGCCAAUGGGACUGAAUUCUUCUUGUACUUAAAGGCCACGAUUAAAUUUGGUUCCUGCAUAAUCAUCUUACAGACCUUUUUUUUAGGUGAACUGUGAGGGCUUGGGACUUUUAGUUCCCUAUUUUUUUGUGCCAGGGGAUAUGUGUACAAGGAUUAGCAGUGUAUAGCAGUUUUCCCAUUCUGUUUGCUGUCUGUUUCCCAACAUCGUUGCAGCUGAGCUUCGCUCCCAGUGCCUUCUGCUUGCUGUCCCCAGCCUGCCACCUCCCCACCCUCCCCUCGGCUCGUCCCCAGCAGCCUCGCAGUGCCAGCAGGGAGCCCAGGAGCUGUCACCAGCCUGGGCUCUGCCCCACGUCCUGCCUGUAAAUAUCGGCCGAGCCCCGCGGUUUGGGAAGUAGCAUUGUAGGUAAGGCAUUUCAUCAAGGAGACCUUCAAUUUUAGAAUCAAGCAGCAGGAUUAGAUCCUGUAGGUGUUGCUGCUCUGGGGCUGGAUUCAUCGCAUCCAGGCACUAAAUGAAGCCUGGAUGUGCACCUCUGCAUGCUCCUACGCUCAGCAUCCUCCGGGGGCUGUGGCUCUGCUCCCGCUGAGCGCCGCACGACGUCCCCACGCAUCGGAGCGCUUGAGCACGUGCUUGAGCCAUGUUGGCUCCUAACGAAGAUUGAAGCACCUGGGGAGAGGGAAGGAAGACUGAGAUGGAGCCUCGGCAGGUCUGAGAGGGCACCGGGGGCUCUGAAAUGCAGGAGGGACGAGUCAGGACGGCCUGAGCUGCCUUCGUGGAGGGGACACUGUGCCUGGAGUGAGUGCGUGCGGCUGGUCCAGUCUGGGGGCAAAGAGGGUCUGCACUGGGGAUAAAUCAUGAGGGUGCCACCAGCUUGGCCCCAGGUGCACAGCAGGACCACGCUGCUUGUUUCUGCGGGCUGCAGAGAAAUGGGAUCUCUAACCAGGUCCCUGGGGACUGGCCCCAGAGGCAGGAGCACGGCCCCAGGAGCAAAGGGAGUUCUCUCCCCAACGUGGGUCUGCUGAGGUGUAAGAAAUACUUCGGUGCUGCUCAAAGAGCUCCAAGGCUGCAAGUGUGGUUUUAUUUAUUGUAUUUUUAACAGACAGUAAGAAUAAUUCGGGAAGGGGGAGAGCUUUGCUGACCCAGCUGGUUGUUGGGGUUACUCUAAAAAUGCCCACGGGGUGCGGUAAUGGGGUGAGGCUGCAGGAGGCUGUUCUCAGCCUCAGUGAGACCAACCAAGCCAUCAAUUACAGUUCGGCUGUGUCCUGUUCUGGCGGUAACUAGAGCACUGCUUUAGUUUUGGAGGGUAAUGGGGGAGAACGGGUGUGUUUUUGUGAUUAUCAUUGCCCUUUUUGGUGAAAAUGCCUCCUUCUGGAGGCAUUCCCACAGGAAACGAAAUGAAUUAACCAGCUGAGCUUUUGUCAGACCCUUGCUUCUCCAGCAAAUCUGCCAGCCGUGGGGGUUUUCCCUUUAUACCUCCAGAAGGCGCGUUGCGGGCGGCAGCCUGAGAGCUGCACAGGGCAGGCAGGAGCAGCAUUAGCUGGGUGCCCGAAUAUUUGAAUACGGGUGUCUGAAUGUGUGAAUAUGGGUGUCUGAAUGUGUGAAUAUGGGUGUCUGAAUGUGUGAAUAUGGGUGUCUGAACAUUUGUCUCAGUUCUCUGUGAGCAAGGGAUAGGAUUCGGCGUGGCAGGGCUCCUGUGAGCAGUGUGAGGAGGUGCUGGAGGCACUCGCUGAUGCUUUAAAAAAGCAAACAAUCCUUUUGUUCCUCUCCACAUCCAACGUUUGUGCUGUGCCCGUGAGACCCAGCUCCUGACUGCUCUGAGCAGCUGGGGUGUGCAGAGGGCUCCUCUUCCCGAGGGCACACCCGGCCCCGGGCAGCAUUGCUGGGCCUGCAUCGAGACACUGCGAGGGAGAUUUCUCUUCUGGAGCAAGUGCACACCUCCAGGCACGAGGGAAACAAAAUCACCCGCAGCACCACGCGUGUGCUUUUUUUUUUUUCCAGUGCCUUGAGAUACAAGAAGCAAUCCGCACGGCAGCUGGGUUUUCUGGACAGCCAAGUGCCACAAACGUCUCUGCCAGGUUCCCAUUGCUGUAACGCAGAGGGUGGGUCAGGCCAGGUGUGUCCCACACUGGUGGCAUCAGCAGUGUGUCCUAAUCCACGCUGCAGAUCAGAGACACGCUGGGGUUUGAAAGAGGAGAGCUCAGUGGGAAGCUGGCACUGAGGAAGCGGUGCAGGGCGCUGCUGCGGGUCCAGCCGGGGAUGGGACCUGCCUGGGGCAUCACCGGGGGUUGUGGCACUGUCCUCGAUGCAGAGAGAGGUUGGGGUUGGGUUUUUUUUGGCCAUGGACACCAUGGCAGUUUGUGUAUCUUCUCCAUGCAUGUCCCUGUGGUACGUGCUGAGCAGCCUGGCUGUGCGAGUUAAAUGGAUUAUUUAUGGUGCUCAGCACCUCCACCGGGGAUUUCCAGGAGCAGAGCCCACAUCUUCGCUGUUUUCACCAUCGUUCUGCUUGGUGUGGCUGUCCUGCUGCAUUACCAGGGGGUCCUGCUGCAUUACCAGGGGGUCCUGCUGCAGUAACAGGGGGUCCUGCUUUGGGAGAGGCGAUCUCAGCGGUGUGGGGCGGUGCUGGCAGAGGAAGGGCAGGAGCUGGGUGAACAGGAGGGCGUCUGCCGAGGAAGGAGGGCUGCAGGCGGUGGUGUGGAGCCCUGCCAUGUCUGGCAGGGGGUCUGGAGGCUGGUAACAGAUUAUUUCCUGUGUAUAUUUAACCUGCUCUGGGUACCAAACUUCCCCCCCUUACCAGGGUGUGCGUGCUGUGGUGUUUGCUGAGACACCCGGGCCCUCAGGCAGUGACCGCAGACGUUGGUAGCACACCAAGUGUUCCAGAAAGCUCUGUAAAUUCAAGCAAAAAGACAAACUGGGACCUUUCGGGAUGUAAUUCCGAUCCUCUGUGCCGUAACCUCGCUGCUGUGCACCUGGUUCCUACGCCUGGCCUGUUGGUGUUUGAGUCUCUCCUUCCCCUCGGUGUUAACUCCUUGGCUCUGUUCGUGCUCCGCUCUGACUCCAGCAUGAGGUACCUGCACUCGGCACCCCGAUGGCGCGUGGCCGUCACACUGUAAAUAUGUACCAUGAAUAGAGAGGCUAUUUUUUGCAUGCUUUUGUACUCUAGAACCAAGAAGAAACUGACAAUAAAGGCCGUAGAAAGGA
This is a messenger RNA of Anas platyrhynchos (mallard), 6840 nucleotides long. Lineage: Eukaryota; Metazoa; Chordata; Aves; Anseriformes; Anatidae. The record is from RefSeq and is a predicted model, not a curated record.